Amoebophrya sp. A120 is the source of this 2387-nucleotide messenger RNA. The record is from the annotation of a GenBank genome assembly. Lineage: Eukaryota; Dinophyceae; Syndiniales; Amoebophryaceae.
AUGGCAACCUCCUGCUCCGUCGCGACGAUGGACCCGCCGAGCGCUGACGUUACUUCCGCAGACACGGAGGUGGCGCUUUUGCGCGCGGAGGUGCAAAGCCUCAAGGAAGAGAUGCGGUCCAUGAAAGAAACGGUCACGAAAGAAGUGCUGGACAAAAUCCGAUCGGAGAUCCGCCAGUUGCAACACGAAUCCGCAGCUCGGGACAGAGCCCAAACCCCGUCCUUCUUCCCCCGUCGCGCGGCCGGUCCCUUGAAAAUCGAUGUGAAAACUAGUACCGCGACGACGCAGCCCUGCUGGCUCGCGAGAGACCAUCACCAGCAAACAAGUGGGUUGACCCCUUCCCCCACAACCACGACCAGCACCAACACGACUUUGCUCUCCUCUUCUGCCGGCGGGACGCCCAGUAUCGCCGCCACGAAAGUUAAUAUUCAGCCUGCGAACAACAAUCCUGCAGCUGUGAUGCAACAACAUGGGCUUCCGGAGCACCAAACUGGUACAACUUCUAGUUGCAAGCCGAUCGCGAUCAAAUUGAACAAUAGCACCAGCACCACUUUCUCAAAGGAACCCGCACAGGUUGCGAACGUCACGGUGAUCCCCCCGCCGCCGACAAACGCGUCUACCACGAAUAAAUUCGCCGCUCUGGGUUUUGUGGACACGACGAAUAGUACAACAACCGGGAGUACAGCGACCAAUUUUGUUCACAACAACGGGGCAGGUGCGAAUAAACACUACUGGUCCACCCGAAACCACAACAACCCCGGUGGUCCCGGCGGCCGCACGCCCGGACCGACGAGAUUUGUCGCGAAUCCGAUUCUCCGCUCGCUUUCCCCUGUCAUGGGCAUUCGCACGCCGGGACCGUCAAUCCGCGUGGCGUCGGUUCCGAAGCAGAAGCCGCACUACAUCAAGCCCAGUGCAAGUUUGGCGGCGAACCCAGUGAUGGUAAGGAGGGAAAAUAACAAUCCCAAUUUCGCAUCAAACACAAAUAUCAAAAACCCGACAAAGAAGGAAGAAGUCACCCUCGCGCCAAGCGCGGCGGAGAUGGUGGGUUUAACGGGGACUACCGAAACUGACGUAGCGAAGGCUGGAAUUAUCACGCCGGGGUCAAAUGUUGACAACAAACCGGCAUCAAGUGGUUGUAAAAAUGCGGUGAUGCUGUCUACCGGCAAGACACUCGUUUUGAACACGUCCGUGAUCGCGCGGAACCCCCUGGUUGCAACGGGAAACGGGCAGGAGCCGACGAUCCGUAGAUCAGGGAGCUCUACCAUGAACAAAAACAACUCCCGGACCAGCAGCAUUGUGCCGAUGGUAACGCGAGGAGGAGAUAAUCUUCCGGUUUCUUCUUCUAUCACGAUGGACCCGAACCGUCCGUCUUUUUCCCGGGAGCCCCGACUCACGGUGGAGGACGAGGAUUUGCAGCCGGACGACAGCAAAUCGGCGACCACGGAAAAGGAGGACGAUGAACGCGAGGAGACCGUGGAGAACAUUGCCUUGAAAGAUUGCAAUGCCAGCCGGGCUAUGAAUUGCAAAAGUAUCGUACUCGUACAAAUGCAUUACAAAUUUCCUCAGCAUGAGAAACAAAAUUUGUAAUGCGGAUUUGCCUUAAGACAAAAAUUUGUAAUGCAAGACUUGCAUUUAUACGAAUGCGAUACUUUUGCACAGGAUACGGGCGGAAGAUGACGAAAACGAUGAAAACGACCUCUGCAACUCCGACAAUGACCAGGAUGAGCGCAUGUCGAUCGCUAUCAAAUGUAAGAAUGUCUGGGUCUGGAAGAGUGCAUUUUUGUCAUGCUUGUCUGGCAUGACUCUCAAAUCUGUCAUGCACGUUACCCAAGAGCACAAUUUUUCUGUCAUGCAGAAACGCAGUCUGUCAUGCAGAAUAGGCAUCACCUAGAAGCUUAGAAACUUGUCAUGCUGAGCCAGCACUUGUGGCCUCCUCAUGAUAUUAUGCCACCCAGCAUCACAAGUCUCCAGACCCAGACAUUUUUGCAUUUGAUAAUCGCGACUCUACCGCCAGAACGAGGGUCGGAACGAGGGUCGGUGCAGGCUGCGAGGAUCAGCCACCCUUUGGUGGAGGAGUUCAGCUGCUAAAACUUCCACACGAAGGUUAAACAACAUUUUUGCGAUUUUAUUUCAGCAGCUUUUUCACAGAGUAAGUAGUCGAAUUUUGCUACUUAUACCAGUCGAACAAGCUACGAUUGUGUUGGUUUUCGCCGCUUUCAAAGUCAAAGUGGGAGAACCGUACCACUGUAUUUUUUCAAACUUCUUUAUUUUGUCGAGUUGACGGCUCGAUGAACGCGAUGGCUUUUACCAAGUGUUGGGAUUCGAACUUCGUAGAAAACAAAGUUUCGAAACAAAUUCAGUAUAAUGCCCACUUGAUGCAUUUGCAU